AUGGCGGAAGCGUCUGGCUCCUCAUCCAAGCCUAAGAAGAGUGUUCCACCGUUGCUUUCUGACCUUCUCGACUUGGCAAUCUUUUCCUUUGCUUGCCAGUCGGGACUAAGAUCUCACCACAAAAUCCGCGGCGAUCCUGUGGUCGAAGGAGUUGCGGCCUUCUUUGGAAGAUUAAUUUCCUGUAGCAACCCCGAAACUCUUGUGGAAUUUGACCGAUUCUCGCCAGCACGACUUGGAAAGUGGGAGCCUCAAACAGAACCCACCAAAGAGUUGAGGACGCUGAUAUCCUCGAGGCUAAAAAUCGCAAAAUCCAAUGAGGCGAUCCGCGAAUGGCAGCCGAGUGUGCCGUCCAUUGUCCACGACAAAAAACAGUCCUUCUCUGAAGCAGAAGACAGAGUAAAGACCAAGUUUUUCCCCAAGUGCUGGCGCUGUUCUCGUCGUUGCGCCUUCUGUAUAGCCAAG
Molecule: messenger RNA, 462 nt
Organism: Porites lobata
Lineage: Eukaryota; Metazoa; Cnidaria; Anthozoa; Scleractinia; Poritidae
Source: the annotation of a GenBank genome assembly